GGUGCUCUCAUGCCACUGACUCGUCAUCCGUCACAUCAGUAGGAUAUUUAGCACGUGUCAAUUGCUUAGAAGUUAUUAUUUUUGCAAUUUAUCAGUGAAUCUUUAAAUAAAAUCCAACAUUUUUGAUCAACAACUGUUGCUUUUCAGCUCUAAUAAAAUAAACAAUGGAACCGGAUAGUUUCAAGGAUUUUGCCAAAGAAAUGGCAGAAUAUAUUGUUAAUUACUUGGAGAAUAUCCGUGACAGGCCAGUUCUACCUACAAUAUCACCAGGAUACAUGAAACCCCUUUUACCUUCAAGUGCACCACAAACUCCUGAAAAAUGGCAAGAUAUUAUGGCAGAUAUUGAAAGAGUCAUUAUGCCUGGAGUAACUCAUUGGCAUAGUCCUAGAUUUCAUGCUUAUUUCCCAACGGCACAAUCUUAUCCAGCUAUUGUUGCGGAUAUGUUGAGUGGAGCAAUAGCCUGCAUUGGAUUUUCAUGGAUCGCGAGUCCAGCUUGCACAGAAUUAGAAGUUAUAAUGUUAGAUUGGUUAGGAAAAAUGUUAGAUCUUCCAAAAGAAUUCUUGGCAUGCAGUGGCGGCAAAGGUGGUGGAGUUAUUCAAGGAACCGCAAGUGAAGCAACUUUAGUGGCACUUUUAGGAGCAAAAGCCAAAAAAGUUCGCCAAAUGAAACAAGAUCACCCUGAAUGGACCGAUAAUCAAAUUAUUGAAAAAUUAGUGGCUUAUUGUUCUCGCCAAGCUCACAGUUCAGUAGAACGUGCUGGACUAUUAGGUGGUGUUCAAUUUAGACAACUUGAUGUUGACUCUAAAAAUAAAUUAAGAGGUGAUACACUUGCUGCUGCUAUCAAAGAAGAUAAGGAGAAGGGUUUAAUUCCAUUCUAUGCAGUAGCAACACUUGGUACCACUUGUUGUUUGGCCUUUGAUGCUCUAGACGAAAUGGGUGUUGUUUGCAAUCGUGAAGAUGUUUGGUUGCAUGUUGAUGCUGCUUACGCAGGAUCUGCAUUCAUUUGUCCCGAGUUUCGGUAUUUGAUGAAAGGAAUUGAGCUUGCAGACUCUUUCAACUUUAAUCCACACAAGUGGAUGCUUGUUAACUUUGACUGUUCAGCGAUGUGGUUAAAAGAUCCAACUUACGUUAUUAACGCCUUCAAUGUAGAUCCUUUGUACUUGAAGCAUGAUAUGCAAGGUUGUGCUCCAGACUACAGACAUUGGCAAAUUCCUUUGGGUAGAAGAUUCAGAUCUCUUAAACUAUGGUUUGUCUUACGUCUUUAUGGUAUAGAAAAUCUUCAGAAAUUUAUAAGAAAACACGUAGCCCAAGCUCACGAAUUUGAAGCUCUCGUGCGUUCAGACCCACGUUUUGAAAUAGUAGCUGAAGUAAUUCUUGGACUAGUUUGCUUCCGACUCAAGGGUUCUAACGAACUGAAUGAAACUCUUCUUAAACGAAUCAAUGGUGCUGGCAACAUUCAUUUAGUUCCAUCAAAGUGUGGAAGUGCUUUCUUUCUUCGUAUGUCUGUUUGUUCACGAUUUAGUGAGAGUAAAGACAUUCAAUAUUCUUGGCAGGAAAUAAAACGUCUUGCUGAUGAAUUACUAGCGGAAAAUCAAUCAAGUGAAUUUAAAAAUGGAGUUGCGAAGUAAUUUCUUUCAUCAUUGCCAUUUAACCACAAUGAAUAAUGAAACUUAUUUUAACAACUUCAAUCAAUUAUGAUUGAAAAUGCAUCAUCGAUGCAUUGACACUUGAAAAAUAAUUAAAUUGUAAAUACAUACAUCGAACAAAAAGUAUUCAACUACUUAUAACUAUAUAUAUUUAAUUAUCUAAAUGUUGUUAUAUAUGUAUUUAUUAUUGUUUUAUUGAUUCGCAUAAUAGUUUAAUAGAGCAAGAAAAUUAUUUACUAAUUGUGAAUAAAAUCUAUAGAAUAAUUGCUAUAGUCGCUAAAGUUAUCAUUUAUGUUUUUUAUAUUUAAAUUUUAUUGCACAAUAGCACUGCAACCAUGACAAUAAAAAUAAUAAUGGAAAUAAUAUUCAUAAAAAUAUUAAUAAUGUGAAUAAAAAUAAUAAACAAUGAAAGACAGACUUGAAUGCUUUAAGUAAUACGUUAUAUUUUGUGGGACCAGUUUACAAAAUAAUUGAUGUUUCUAAUAAUUGCAAUAACCACAGUAACGUUGACCUGUAUAAUUACUGGAUAUAAUCAUAUCAUUGUUUCAAUUUAAAUGUUAUAAAAUAAUUAUCUAUUCGUUUACUGUUUAAUGGAUUAUAAUAAAUUAUUGUUGUGAGCAAAACA
This is a messenger RNA of Chelonus insularis, 2271 nucleotides long. It is a transcript of the gene Ddc, whose product is annotated as aromatic-L-amino-acid decarboxylase. Lineage: Eukaryota; Metazoa; Arthropoda; Insecta; Hymenoptera; Braconidae. Gene Ontology annotation, molecular function: pyridoxal phosphate binding; aromatic-L-amino-acid decarboxylase activity. The record is from RefSeq and is a predicted model, not a curated record. Gene Ontology annotation, biological process: serotonin biosynthetic process; amino acid metabolic process; catecholamine metabolic process. Gene Ontology annotation, cellular component: cytoplasm. The transcript has 10 exons. Bases 165 to 1628 code for a protein of 487 amino acids.